GCAGUGUAGACGCCGCUGCUGGCUUUGACGUUGCGGCUUGUCAUUCUGUCUUCUAGUGGGAGUCGGCGCUCGUUGCAGGUUGGUCAAUUCAGUACUUGAAGAGGAACUGAAAACAAUACAUGCUUUCUCACAGAAGACAUUAACAACAAAGCAGUGGCAGGAACAGAAAUCUACAUAAUCUUUUUGUUCAAUAGGUGUCAUUAUUGAACAAUGUUGUAAUUUACGUUUGUAUUUAAUGUAGGCUUAUUUAAAUAAAUGGCGAGUUCAUAGGUCAUGCCCUGGUAGUUAUCUGCCCAGCAACAUCAGUCCUACUUUACAUACCUUUGUCAAGCAGAUGUAAAGGUUACCUGAGUGGAGCAGUUUUGUUGUGCACUUCAGUCUGGCAGUAAUGGAGAAUUCUACUCACAGACAGUUCAGUUAUUCUGUCUCAGCUCCAGGGAAAGUGAUUCUCUUUGGAGAACACUCAGUUGUAUAUGGGAAACCAGCUGUGGCAGCCACUUUAGGUGUACGGACAAGAGCCUGUGUGCAAGAAAUUUCUGAGUCGAAAGGCACUGUCAGACUGGAAUUACCACAGUUGGACGUCAAUGUGACUUUUGAUGGCCUGUUUGAAAAGAUUGAGAGCAUGGCUAGCCAUCCAAACAGCAUACUUCAGAUUCCACCAUAUGAAUUUUCCUGGCGAUGUCCUGAAGGUGUUAAUUUGAAUCUCCUAAAGGAAACCAUAUCUUCACUUACUUCAGAAUAUAACUUGGUGCAUUCAAAUGAAGAGCAAGAGUACUCUGUAACAGCAUUCCUAAUGCUGUUUGUUGGGAUGCUUCUGGGAGUAGACUUGGAGGGUCAGUUGACACGGUUCGGCGGCCUCCUUAUCCGUGUGGAGUCUGAUGUGCCAAUGCGUGCAGGGCUUGGUAGUUCUGCAGCCUAUGGUGUUUCUCUUUCUGGAGCAUUGGUGGAGUUCUUACGAAACAGGGCCCAACAACUAGGCCGAACCAGUGGUAAUAUAUCAAGACAUGGCUACUGUCCAUCGCAAGCUCCCCGUUCUCUUUCUGAAGAAAUGAGUGUGGUGUCACAAUGGGCUUUCAUCAGUGAGGUAGUAAUGCAUGGAAAACCAUCUGGAUUGGAUAAUAGUGUCUGCACUUAUGGCUCUGCUGUCCAGUUUUGCAAAGGAAAGAAGCCAGUAUCAAUUUUAAUGCCCUCUAACUUGAAGGUUCUUCUCAUUGAUACUGGUGUACCAAGAAAUACUUUGCAACUUGUUGCUAGUGUUGCUGAAAAGCAAAAGCGCCUAAACAGUGUUAUCUCUUCAAUUCUUGAUGCUAUGGGAUCUGUUGCUGUUGAAGUUGUAGCAGUACUGAAUGACAUGUGCGCUGCUGGAGAUAUAUUUUCUACUAGCAUGUCAUUAUUGGAGGAACUGGUUGACAUAAAUCAGUCGCUGUUGAAAGCUCUUGGAGUAUCUCAUCCUCGUCUUGAUGAAGUUGUGCAGUUAGCUGCAAAUGCUGGAUUACAUGCAAAGCUGACUGGUGCUGGUGGUGGAGGAUAUGCUUUUGUGUUUUUGUCACCAUCAGUAGAAGCCAACAGAGUUCAGCUGCUGAAAAGAUUACUUGCACAGCAUAAUUUCCAUUACACUGAAACUGGGAUUGCAGGUCCAGGUGUUAUGCUUCAGGAGGAGCAGGGCACUAUUUGAUAUUGUUGCUGUAAAAUAUAUGUUUCUGUUACUUCAUACUGUCAAAAUAUUAAAUGUGCUUUAUGUAUAGAAGCAAACCACUAUAAAUGUAUCAUCAUUUAUCAUGUAAAUUGGCACCAAUCAUGCUCAUAUAUGGAUUAAUAUUCAAAAUGCUUGCAGUUGAUGCAAGUUUUUCAUUUAGUAGAAAAUCCUCUGUAGCUUAUCAAUUGGAGUCUAUAAUUUCUAUUUUAUAUACAAUAUUAGAAAGGAAUAAAGAAGUUUGGGAUGAAAUUUUUUUGUGCUGGUGUAAAAUUUGCAGAGAAACGGGUGCUUUUCAAAUACAUUAAUUUAUCUGCCCCUCUGAUAAAACUUAUGUCUUAUUUUCAAGCAGAAUGUCAUUUAUUUAAUUUUAUUAAUUUUUUUCCAGGUUUUUAUGUUUGAGAUACAUCCUAGAAAAAUGCUCCUGGCAAAAUAUCAACAAUUAAUUUCAUGCUAAAAUAUUUGUGUAUUUAAUUCUUUGAAUAACUUGAUGUUUGCAUCAAGCAGUUAUUUCUUUGCCUUUGAUGUGUAUUCAGUUUUGUUGUGUUAUUUACUUAAUUAUGAUGUACUGGGUAUGUAUGUGUUUAUCUACUGGGCAUGUAUAUGUUUGGAUUUUAUCUAUGAGCUCACCAUUUGAGAAUUGUUACAUUUAUGUUAUUUGCAGUAUCAGACAAAGAACAAAAAGAAAAAUACUUAGCAAUAGUUUGAAAAAAAAAAUAUUUUUAUGUGCAAAGCUGAGUGCAUGGAGCCAGCUAGAAAUCACACUUAUUUAGAAAACCUCUUUAUGUACCUAAUAAUCGUGCUACAUAUAAACUGCAUUUAUUUUAA
This is a messenger RNA of Schistocerca gregaria, 2521 nucleotides long. RefSeq names its product mevalonate kinase. Gene Ontology annotation, biological process: isoprenoid biosynthetic process; cholesterol biosynthetic process. Gene Ontology annotation, cellular component: cytoplasm. NCBI's taxonomy places the organism in Eukaryota, Metazoa, Arthropoda, Insecta, Orthoptera, Acrididae. Bases 389 to 1675 code for a protein of 428 amino acids. The record is from RefSeq and is a predicted model, not a curated record. The transcript is spliced from 5 exons. Gene Ontology annotation, molecular function: ATP binding; mevalonate kinase activity.